CGUUUAUUGGCUGCUAUUUCUGCAUCGGUUAUGUAGAUUCUUACAUUGUACAUUGAUAAUUCCAAUUAAGAAUGAGUUAUCUUUUCAUAGAUAGGGCAAGAAUCGAAGGAAAUGAUUUACCAGAAAGGUUUAGGAUGUGUUUUUGAUGUGGUUUUGCUGCAUGAAGAUGUAGUAAUCACUAUAAUACUGCUUUUUGUUUGGAAAAUUCUUAUUAUUUAAGCAAUUGAUAGAUAAAAUAACUAUAAAAAAAGUAAUUGUAUUCUACCAUGUGAUAAUCCAUUGUGUUUUCAACUACUAUUAAACCGAUUAUGAGCAGAAGUAGGCUAAGAUUGUAUCUUUAGUAUUUAUUUUUCAUCAACUAUUAACUUAUGAACAUUUAUACGAAUGACCAAAAGAUGUUGCCUUUUUAAAGAAAAUUCCAUUUUGAAGAUAUUCCGAUGUUCCCAAUUCACAACUUUCAAAUCUUGUUAUCUUUUCUUAUUUUUUUGUUGUUUAAUCAAGUGGAAGUUGGGACGAGGUAUACAAGCAUUAAAAAUAUAAAUAUUUUGUUGCAAUUAGGCCUCUAUUCAUAAAAGAUUGACUUUCUUUAAUCCAAAGUGGCUAGGACUUAGGCUUCUUUUAGUUAACCUUCAUGAAUUUUUAUACUUACAAUAGUAUAUUUCUAUUUUUGUUUAAAAAAUUGACUUUCUAUUCAUAAAAAGAUUGACUUUCUAUUUUUGUAGCUUAUAACUCUAUAUAUCUAUCUAGUAAUUCUUCAAUUAGACUGCAUGACAUGACCUGACAUGACAUGAUAGAUUGGACUAUGAUUCAUCCUCAUCAUUGCAAAUUGCAACUUUUGUUCCAUUGACAUCAGUUUCAGUCCUAUGCACGUCAAACACAGUACAACUUUAUCUGUUCUGUCUUGUUUUCUCCUGCGUACUUCACCAUCAUUCUAAUAAAAUAUUAACACCUUUGAUUAUUUAUUUUUUUGUCCGCUUUUAAGUUUGACCAAUGCCAUAAGUCAACAUCCUUUUCUUUAUUGCUAAACCUAACAAUCUACUUUAUGUAAACGGUUACAUUUUUCCUAGAACAUGUAUAAUAAAUAUUUGUUGCAAUUAUGAAUUUAUGAUUUUCCUUCUACAUCAUUACCCAUAAAAAUGUCCAAAUUUUCGAUUUUCCAUAGUCCAAUAUUACAAUAAUAAAAAUAUUAGAUUCUGUGCAUUAAAAUCCAUGUAUGAUCCUUUAUUUUUACAAUUAUGAUUUCUUUCAUUUUCAUUUCAACCGAACACCCCCAAAUCUUUAUGUCCUUCUGAGCUUCCUCUAAACCCUAACUCUCAAAUCUGCAAUGGAUUCACGCCGCCCACGUGGGGCGGCAUUUGUCCCAAAAGUCAGGCAUGUUGGAUUUUUUCUACCUUCGGACCAAAAUACCCCUUCAUCUUCUCCCCUGUUAUCUGAACUCCCACCGGAAAAUCUCCGAUCUCCGGUGAUGAUCCUCCCUACACCGCUGCCCUGUUUUUCCGGUCAAUGCUGCCCGAUUCAGUCCACGGGCAGCAGCCAUCCUUUGGAUUGUAAGUUUAGUGGUGUUCAGGGAAUGAGUCUUUUGCUUGGGGGUAAAAUGGGAAAUUUUGUUUCUUCUCCAUCUAAUGGUGGAUUUGACUUGGCUUUGAUAAAGCCGGAAACUUCAUCGGAAAAAAUCAUAAAUGAUGUGACUGAAAAAGAUGGAGAUCAAUCUAAUGAGUCUCAUGAUGGACAUGGAACAAAUUCAAAGCCACUGAAAGAGAAAAUGUCAAAGGCUGAAAGACGUGCUCUUCAGGAGGCUCAACGAGCAGCAAAAGCUGCAGCAAAAGGCGAAGGGAAUUCAGGGUCAACAAAAUCGGUCAAACCUUCAAAGGCUUCAGUUCAAAAGAAAGACAACGCCUCGAUUGCAACUCAUGAGAAAAGAGGUGGUGAUAGGGCAAUAGAUAAGGAUAGAAAGAAAGAGAUCCCACAUCCUCGAAUGCAAUUUGAUGAUAUGAGUCGUGUGGAAAAAGCUAAUAAACGUGCAGUGGUUAAACAAACCGAGGUUAGGAACCGAGUUGAGCUUUUUAGACAUUUACCUCAAUAUGAACAUGGAACAAAGCUUCCCGAUCUUGAAAAAAAAUUCUUCCGUCUUAAUUCCGUUCAUCCUGCAGUCUACAAGGUCGGAUUACGUUACUUAGCCGGCGACAUAUCCGGCGGAAACGCGCGUUGCAUUGCAAUGCUCCAAGCCUUCCAAGAAGCCAUAAUGGAAUACUCACCACCACCGGAAAAAGCCCUAAACCGUGACCUAACCACCAAAAUCAAUAGCUACAUCUCCUUCCUCAUCAACUGCCGCCCUCUUUCCAUCUCAAUGGGAAACGCAAUCAAAUUUGUCAAAACCCGAAUUGCAAACCUCCCAUUAACCCUCUCAGAAUCUGAAGCAAAACAAAAUCUCUUAUCCGAAAUCAACCAUUUCAUCAACGAAAAAAUCCUCUUAGCAGACAAAGUCAUUGUUCGCCAUGCGGUCACCAAAGUUAGGGACGGAGACGUCCUUUUAACAUACGGAUCGUCUUCCGCGGUUGAGAUGGUGUUUUUGCGGGCCCACGAACUCGGGAAAAAAUUUAGGGUUGUUGUAGCGGAUUCGCGCCCGAAACUUGAAGGGAGGUUAUUGGUUAGGAGACUUAUUGGGAAGGGUAUAAGUUGUACUUAUGUUUAUAUAAAUGGGAUUUCUUAUAUCAUGCAUGAAGUUACUAGGGUUUUUCUUGGGGCUUCUUCGGUUUUGGCUAAUGGAACUGUUUAUUCGAGGGUGGGGACCGCGUGUGUUGCUAUGGUGGCUAAUGCUUGUGGGGUCCCGGUUAUUGUGUGUUGUGAAGCGUAUAAGUUUCAUGAAAGAGUGCAACUUGAUUCGAUUUGUUGUAAUGAACUUGGGGAUCCGGAUGCUAUAGCUAAAGUUCAUGGUCGUGAGGAGAUAAAUGAUUUGAAGGAUAUUGCAAAUGAUGAAAACCUCCAAAUUCUUAAUUUAACGUAUGAUGCAACGCCUUCGGAUUAUGUCUCAAUGAUUAUAACAGAUUAUGGCAUGAUACCUCCAACAAGUGUUCCUGUGAUUGUGCGUGAAUUCCGCAAAGAACAAAUAUGGAUAUAAAUUAGCAUCCGUGUUUGUAUGUGACUGAAGAAUGAGAAUUAUUCAGACUUUUUUUUUACUUUUUUUUUUUGGCGGCAAAUGGUUUAGGUUUUUUUUUUUAGGUUGGUUUUAAAGACAACCGGACUCGUGAAGAGUGCGAACUUCUGCCUCUCAGAGCUUUGGUGUUGACUGUUGAGUAUGUUGUGAUCUUUUGACUCCUGUUGUGGUUUUGACACCUGUUGUGGAUUUAGGUCAGUGAUAGAAAUUUAAAGUACUACAUUUUUGCCGCGGAUUAUUGUCUGUUUGGAUUAAAAGCUUUUUUAAAUCGAGACUUUUUAGUACAAAA
Molecule: messenger RNA, 3443 nt
Organism: Lactuca sativa (garden lettuce)
Lineage: Eukaryota; Viridiplantae; Streptophyta; Magnoliopsida; Asterales; Asteraceae
Product: translation initiation factor eIF2B subunit delta
Source: RefSeq, a predicted model, not a curated record